Molecule: messenger RNA, 639 nt
Organism: Laccaria bicolor S238N-H82
Lineage: Eukaryota; Fungi; Basidiomycota; Agaricomycetes; Agaricales; Hydnangiaceae
Exons: 2
Coding region: 1-639 (212 amino acids)
Source: RefSeq, a predicted model, not a curated record
AUGGAGCUUGUCAACUCUGUCCGCCAGUACACCGCAAUGAUCGAGCAUUGCCCCAACAUCAUCCGUGCCAUUGUCAGCAUACAGGCAGAUGCGUUUGAUUGUGACUGUCGUCGGGUCUGCUAUUUCUGCUUCACUGAGCGACCGGAAUACUUCCCCCUCACAAGUCGCGAAGCAUACAAGCUCUUCACCCUCAAUGGAAAGCCACAGAGUAACGAUAAAACCUCCCGCAAACUGUUCAAGUUGGCGAAACCACCGAGCGUUCUCAGCUUGCCCGGGCGGUACUGUCAUGCUUGGACUACGAGGGGAGGGAUUUUGCAGUCGAGGCGACUUCGACUCUACGAUCGCCCGGCGGUGGCCCAAAGUCUGACAGGCAGCGGUCUUCCACAGUCAGACAAAACCACCAGGGAACCUAAGCGAUUCAUGGCCAUCAUCUCCGCACCAGUUCUGCUCAAUGGUGGCCGGCAGGUCGACCGAGGGUUUUUCUGCCUUGGCUGCAGGGACGAGACAAAUGCGAAAACCAAGCACUUCAGAAUCAAAUACACGACGGAGGACCUGUCAGGGCACAUUUCGAACUAUGGACGAGUAGUGGAGAGGAUGCCGAAGGGCUACAGCAGGUUCAUGCACGCUACGAAGGACUAG